Molecule: messenger RNA, 1379 nt
Organism: Phalaenopsis equestris
Lineage: Eukaryota; Viridiplantae; Streptophyta; Magnoliopsida; Asparagales; Orchidaceae
Product: ribokinase
Exons: 4
Coding region: 70-1194 (374 amino acids)
Biological process (GO): D-ribose metabolic process
Molecular function (GO): ribokinase activity
Source: RefSeq, a predicted model, not a curated record
UGGACAUUCUGAAUCGUCUCUCCUUCUCAUUCUAAUAAAGAAUACAGAGGGAGAACCCAUCGUUGAAAGAUGAAUGUCUUCUCUCAGCUCCAUAGCGCUCCAUUUUACUCUUGCCGGCUCCUCUCCUCCCGUAUCACCACUCCAAACCCUAAAUCGAAUGUCUCCUUUCGCCUCACUUUCCCCUCUCCUGCUACCCCCGCCGCCACCCUCUCCACUUCGGAUCUCUCGGCUGACAUCAACAAACCUGUUGUCGUCGUCGGCUCCGCAAACGCCGACAUAUACGUCGAGAUAGACCGGCUUCCCAAAGAAGGCGAGACUGUCGCGGCCCGCGAUGGCCAGACCCUCCCCGGCGGGAAGGGUGCUAAUCAGGCAUGUUGCGGUGGCCGCCUUGAGCACCCGACCUACUUUGUAGGCCAGAUCGGCGAUGAUGCGCAUGGACGACUUAUUGAGGAUGCGCUCCGUGGUGGUGGUGUUCGGCUUGACCGCCUCGCGCGAGUCUUUGCAGUUCCUACGGGCUUUGCUGUAGUCAUGCUGAAGCCUGAUGGUCAGAACUCUAUUAUCAUCGUUGGAGGUGCGAACAUGAAGGGAUGGCCGGAGAAGGUGCGUCGGGAGGAUCUGGAGAUGGUGGUCAGUGCCGGUGUGGUGCUGCUCCAGCGGGAGAUCCCGGAUCGAAUCAACAUACAAUUUGCUGAGGCUGCCAAAAAUGCUGGAGUUCCAGUUAUUUUGGAUGCGGGAGGGGUGGAAGGUCCAAUUCCUGUUGAUCUCCUAAAAGCUGUUGACAUUUUUAGCCCUAAUGAAUCAGAGUUGGGACGUUUGACCGGAAUGUCAACUGAGAAUUUUGAAGAAGUUACUCGAGCUGUAAUGAGAUGCCAUGAAAUGGGUGUGAAGAAAAUCCUCUUAAAACUUGGAUCAAAAGGAUCAGCUCUAUUUAUAGAAGGAGAAAAAGCAAUAAGACAAGCUGCCAUCCCCGCAUCAGAAGUUGUAGACACAACCGGCGCCGGUGAUACCUUCACCGCUGCUUUUGCAGUGGCUCUCGUCGAGGGCAUGAACUUGAAAGGCUGCUUGGAAUUUGCUGCUGCAGCUGCUUCACUUUGCGUUGAAGUGAAGGGAGCCCUUGCAAGCAUGCCCAAUAGGACGGCUGUUUUGGAACGACUUCAAUCUGUUAAUGCAAAAGGUCAUCAUGCAUGCUAUUGAUAAAUGGCGGAAGAAUAAUUGUUCUCAUCUCCAGACUAAAAAGUUUGAGGUGCUGUGGGGAUUGUGCAUAAGAACAACUGUAAGUUUAUUGACCAAUCUUAUGAUGUUUGGCUACACCCAUGAUUCAACUUAAAUUGGAUUUAAUAAAUCCAUUAAAUCCUGUCAAUCUUAUUCAUUUAUUUAUA